GUUUGAAAAUGAAAGUAGAUGUUGUGGUGGUGGGUGGGGGUAUAUCGGGACUGACUGCCGCCUAUCAACUGCAUAAAAAGGACUCAUCUUUACAAAUCAUUGUGCUUGAAGCUAAAGACAGAGUGGGUGGACGAACAUUAACGUUACCUUUAAAAGCAGCAGAUGGAACAGAUAAUUUUGACCUUGGAGGACAGUGGGUUGGAAGAUGUCAACCCCACAUCAUGGCCCUGUUGGAGGAGCUGGGACUAACCACACAUGUCCAGUAUCUGGAGGGCAAGAAGUUUAUGCAGCUGGGAAGUGACAGAAUUAGCAGCUAUAGCUCAGAUAUCCCCUCGCUGUCCCCACUAGCACUGAUUGAUCUACAGAGAUUUAUGUACAAGCUGGAAUGGAUGAGAAAGCAAGUUGAUAUCGGGGAUCCAUACCAGAGUCAGUAUGGAGCUGAAUGGGAUGCCAUGACCUUGGAAACAUUUUUUAACAAGCAAUUGUGGACUAAAGGUGCCAAAGAAACCAUAGAGAGUGCCAGUCGCUGUAUGUUUGGCAUAGAGUCAUCUCAGAUUUCGGUUUUGUACUACAUUAGUUAUCUGAGUGGUGCUGGCAGUCUGAAAAAUCUUAUAGAGGCCACAGAAUACACAGCACAGGAAUAUAGAAUUAUUGGAGGAGCCCAACAGAUCAGUCAGAAGUUAGCAGCUUCCCUUCCUCCAUCUUGUGUUCAGCUGCAGCAACCAGUCAGAAAAAUCACACAGCAGGAAAAUGGUGAUGUUACCGUGACAACAGAGAAGGGGGAUGUCUAUAGUUGUGACAGAUUAAUCCUGGCUAUUCCACCCAACAUGACAAAUAAAAUUCAGUUUGACCCUUUGCUGCCUUCAUGCAAAAGAGAACUGGUAAAAAGGAUGCCUGCUGGAAAUCUAAUUAAAGUCAUUGUCACUUAUAAAGAGGCAUUCUGGAGGAAAGCUGGUUUAUCAGGAGAAUUUGUAACCAAUGGAGGACCCAGUGUAUUAACUGAAUGUGAUAGGGGGCCACUCUGUAUUGUGUAUGAUGCCACAUCAGCCAGAGGAAAUGCUGCCAUUGUAGCUUUUCUGGGAGGUGCACCUGCCAUUCAGUGGAGAAAUCAAAAGAAAGAAGACAGGAGAUCGGCGGUAUUAAAAUCCCUUUCAGAUUUCUUAGGACCUGAGGCACUGAAUUAUCUGGAUUACGUAGAAAAAGACUGGAGUGUAGAGCCCUAUAAUGAAGGCUGCCCUGUGUGUACUGUAGGACCAGGGGCCAUGGCUUACUUUGCUGCAGGACUUAGACUUCCCUUCAACAGGAUUCAUUUUGCUGGGACAGAAUCGGCCACCGUAUGGUGCGGCUUUAUGAAUGGUGCCGUCCAAUCAGGACUCAGAGCUGCUAAUGAGAUUCUGUUUCACCUUCGACCUCAGGCUGUGUCUGCCCAGGAACUUGCCACCACAGCGUAUGGACCCUCCAGUUUCCUUCCACACACCAAAUCGAAAGGAAGCAGGUCAAGGACAUUUGUCAAGGUCACUCUUGGAUUAGGAGCUGUGGUUGCCAUUGUUAUCAUAGCAAAAAAAGUGGCCAGCAGUCUUAAUGAAAAGUUCACAAAGUCAGUUUCAAGAGUCGUUAUUUUGUAAAAUCCUGAUGUAUUCUUUGUUUUGACUAUGUGCUAUUAUAUUCCUAAUAAGUACUUAUUAACCAUCCAGUCUUUCAGGAAUAAGUUGUUUUGUGUAUUAUGUAGAUGUGAUAUGAAUAUGACAAAGGUGAUAGAAAUACAUAUACAUGUAUAUUAAAAAAAUGUCUCUUGAUUGUGCCAAAUUCUUGAUAUGUUAUUGAUUUUUGUAAUAUAUUAUUAUUAAUGGGCAUGAUAACAUUCCAGCUUUAAUCCGUAAUUAAAUUUACUUUUUCUGGAAUUUAGUAAAUUUAGAAUUUUUUUUACAAAUUUAAAUGUAUUUCUUUAAUUAUAUUCUCAGACUGGCAUCUGUUUGUGCCAUAAUCGAAGCAAAUUAAUAUUUCUUUUUUUUUGUAUUUUAUUUCUUUAACAAAAAAUGUUGUGUACAAAAUGCAUUGUUUAUAUCUGAAUUUCCAAUUAA
Messenger RNA from Saccostrea cuccullata (small rock oyster), 2081 nucleotides. Its product is annotated as probable flavin-containing monoamine oxidase A. The transcript is spliced from 12 exons. The record is from RefSeq and is a predicted model, not a curated record. Gene Ontology annotation, molecular function: oxidoreductase activity. Lineage: Eukaryota; Metazoa; Mollusca; Bivalvia; Ostreida; Ostreidae. The coding region runs from base 9 to 1625 and encodes 538 amino acids.